Larimichthys crocea (large yellow croaker) is the source of this 1426-nucleotide messenger RNA. It is a transcript of the gene etfa, whose product is annotated as electron transfer flavoprotein subunit alpha. The record is from RefSeq and is a predicted model, not a curated record. Gene Ontology annotation, biological process: fatty acid beta-oxidation using acyl-CoA dehydrogenase. The transcript is spliced from 12 exons. Gene Ontology annotation, cellular component: mitochondrion. NCBI's taxonomy places the organism in Eukaryota, Metazoa, Chordata, Actinopteri, Sciaenidae. The coding region runs from base 97 to 1098 and encodes 333 amino acids. Gene Ontology annotation, molecular function: electron transfer activity; flavin adenine dinucleotide binding.
UGUCUUUCUCCGGUAAGUCUCGCGAGAUCUCGUGCAGACGUCAGACGACCUUUGGCACAGUCUCUGCAGCACCGAGGAGCUCACGGAGGGUCCAAGAUGAACAGAGCUUUGAACAGAACAAGUCUGAAACAACUGACUGGUCUCCUCCAAAGGUUUCAAAGCACCUUGGUGGUCGCGGAGCACAACAAUGAAAAGCUGACCCCCAUCACACUCAACGCCAUCACCGCUGCCAGUAAGCUCGGUGGAGACGUGUCGUGUCUGGUUGCAGGGACAGACUGUGCAAAGGUUGUGGAGCAAAUCAGCAAAGUAAAAGGUGUGAAGAAGGUUCUGGUUGCUCAACAUGCGUCUUUCAAAGGUUCCCUGCCAGAGGAGUUGACUCCACUUAUCCUGGAAACACAAAAUCAAUUCAGUUUCACCCACAUCUGUGCUGGUGCAUCAGCCUUCGGAAAGAACCUGCUUCCCAGAGUGGCUGCCAAGUUGGAUGUGGCUCCAGUUUCAGAUAUCAUUGAGAUAAAGUCUCCAGACACUUUUGUCAGAACCAUUUAUGCUGGUAAUGCUCUCAGCACUGUGAAAUGUAAUGAGGCAAUCAAGAUCUUCACGGUCAGAGGGACAUCCUUUGAGGCAGCUCCAACAGAGGGAGGAAGUGCAGCCUUAGAAGAGGUUGCUGCUUCUUCUCCCGCUGGAGUUUCUGAGUGGUUGGAACAGAAUCUGACAAAGAGUGACCGUCCAGAGCUCACCAGCGCUAAGGUCGUGGUGUCAGGAGGAAGGGGCUUGAAGAGUGGAGAGAACUUCAAGCUGCUUUAUGACCUUGCUGACAAGCUGAAUGCUGCAGUUGGUGCAUCCAGAGCUGCUGUGGAUGCUGGGUAUGUCCCGAACGACAUGCAGGUUGGACAGACUGGCAAGAUUGUUGCACCGGAGUUGUACAUUGCCGUCGGUAUCUCUGGAGCCAUUCAACACCUGGCUGGAAUGAAAGAUAGCAAGACCAUUGUUGCUAUCAACAAGGACCCAGAGGCUCCCAUUUUCCAGGUAGCUGACUAUGGCUUGGUCGCUGAUCUGUUCAAGGCUGUUCCUGAGAUGACUGCAGCACUGAACAAGUGAGGAAAAAAACAAACUUCCAUCGCACAACGGGAACCCAACGGCAAGAAUUCAGAGCGUGACCACAGGAAGACAAGCCGCUGCCUUAAAAUAUUUCUAUAGCUGUGAUUGUGAGCGUACAGAAAUACUUUUUAUCAUCUUUCCCCUGUGACUGGAAACAGAACAUUCUCAAAGCAGAAAUAAAUGCCAGUUUUUUAUAUACACUAAACAAGUAUUAAAUAUCAGUGAAUAAGGGUGUACUUACCUUUGGGGGUGUUUUAUGCCUGUAGUAGUACUUGCUGUAAUUUGUAUUUAAUUUUCUGGUACAGUAAAGGACAUCCUUGGGAAUGUU